Molecule: messenger RNA, 1536 nt
Organism: Cryptomeria japonica (Japanese cedar)
Lineage: Eukaryota; Viridiplantae; Streptophyta; Pinopsida; Cupressales; Cupressaceae
Exons: 1
Coding region: 1-1536 (511 amino acids)
Molecular function (GO): protein binding
Source: RefSeq, a predicted model, not a curated record
AUGGAAGGUCAGUUUAGAUGGGGAGAUAACACCUCUGCAGAUUUGAAAUUGUGGUUGACAGGCCUAAAUGGCGAGAAAUACCAAAGAAAUCCAGUUUAUCUCCAUUCUCCGAUUCUCAAAAGAUCAGAGUUUUUUCAAGUCAUGAUGUCAGAGCGCUGGUCAUCCGGUAAACCAACCAAAAUAAGUGUAACCACUUCUCAUAACUUCGAUGACUAUUUAAAAUGCAUUCAAUUCAUGUAUGACGAGCCUGUGUAUUUCUCCAAUGUUGAGGAAUGCCUCACCCUUCUUUCAGUUGCUUCUGAAUUGUUGGUUGAUGUGUGCAUCAAAAAAUGCAUGCAAUAUUUGGAAGCUGUUCGUUGGAAUGCGGAGCAGGAAUUCCAAAUUCGAAAUGUGCUCUCUUCUCUGGGAUUGAAACCUUUACCAGAUUUAGCUGCAAGGUUUGAUAAGGAAGGCGUGGACCAUAGAAUUUUGGAGCAUAGGAUGAUCAAUCUCCUGUUUUCUUUUAUUAAAGACGGGCAGGCAACUGAAACAAACGUGGAAAACGCACAGAAAUAUAUAAUGGGCAUAUUCGAAGGAAAUACAUCUAAAGAUAUUAAAGUAUGUGGGGGUGUGCUUUUGCGAGAGUUCAAAUCAGCCAUUGGCUCUUUUAAAUUCCCAACAAUAAGCUUGCUCUUCAAAUUUAUCGAGCAUUGUGACGGAGAGAUACUCAAAGCUGCAUACCUAGCUUUUUGUGAAGAUAUACAAUGUACUAAGCGUGUUAGGGAAUGGAAUGAGGUAGUGAAGACAUCCCCUUCUGUAUUCAAUAACCAUGUGGUGAAGAUACCCAAAUAUAAGUACAAUCACCUAGAAGAAAAUGUUGAAGUUGUGAUCUACACUAUAAUCUGGUUUAUGAAGGCUACAGGAGACGGAAAGAUUAUAAUUUCAAGAGCUUCUCGAAUUUCUUUUCUCAAAACUUGGCUACAGAUCGUGAAAGAAUUCUGUUAUGGGAAACUUGAUGAGCUACCGUUCAAAUCAUCGACCGUUUUUUCUAAUGCAUUAUUUCUAAGGUCGGUCUUUAAAUUUAUUGAGCAAUGUGACGAAGCGGUACUGAAAGCUGCAUUCAUUGAGUUUUGUGAAGAUCCAAAAUUUACGGAGCAUAUGAAGGCAUUCAUUGUUUUUUGCGAAGGUGCAGAAUUUAGGGAGAAGAGGUCCAUGUGCCAAGAAUUUCGGGAAGAUGUGUCCUUCACUAUAACCUGGUUUAUGCAGGCCAUAGGAGAUGGAAAGAUAAUAAUUUCAAGAGAUUCUCGAAUUUCUUUUCUCACAACAUGGCUACCAAUCAUGGCAGAAUUGUGCUGCGAAAGACCAAGAAAACUUGGACAACUUGAAAGACAACUUGGGGAGCUUGAUAAAGCAGCUGUUAACGUUGUUGAGAGCCUCCCUCUAAUUGACAGGAGACGUAUUUGCAUGCUAUGGACCAAGGUUUACAAGAAGUAUGACAUCGACAUCGCUACGCCAUUAACUUUGUUUAAAUGUUCCCAUCGUAAUGUUAAAAAAUGA